AAAGCUUUCACAUCAUCUCAAGGACCAAAGGUUUAAUUUUUACAAACCCUCACCUUUCCCGCGCACGCGAUUAAUGGCUUGAGAUGUCUUCCCCAGUCGAACCAAAUGAUGACCCAUGGGAUCAGAAGACAAGGAGCAAGUUCAAUAACAAAUCCAAGAGCGAAUGGUUUGACCCUUGUCAAGAUGCUGCUGCGCGAAGCAUUCGUUGCCUGAAUCGGAACGGCGGGGACAGGCAGAUGUGCACGGAUUACUUUGAGGCAUAUCGUGCAUGCAAAAAAGAAUGGGUAAAUAAACGCAAGAAGGAAGGAGGAUCCAUUUUCGGUUGACCAGAUGACGACUUGAAUAUUCGUCUUCGUUU
Messenger RNA from Annulohypoxylon maeteangense, 358 nucleotides. Its product is annotated as cytochrome c oxidase-assembly factor cox-23, mitochondrial. The record is from RefSeq and is a predicted model, not a curated record. The transcript is spliced from 4 exons. Bases 84 to 326 code for a protein of 80 amino acids. NCBI's taxonomy places the organism in Eukaryota, Fungi, Ascomycota, Sordariomycetes, Xylariales, Hypoxylaceae.